AUGGCAUCUUUGCAGCGCAAGGAGAUUCUGGUCAUCGGCGGCACAGGCGCCCAGGGGAUGCCCGUCGUGCACACCCUUUCCGCUUCCUCAGAAUACUCGGUCCGCGUCCUCACGCGAGACCCAGCCUCCACCCGCGCAAAGUCCCUCGCGGCCCUCCCCAAUGUCACCUUGAUCCAAGGCACGCAGGACUCCGAAGCGGACCUGCACCGCGCCUUCAAGGGCGUAUACGGUGCGUGGGUGAACCUCGAUGGCUUCACGUUGGGCGAGAUGAAGGAGUUAUAUUUUGCGUUUCGGUGCUAUGAGAUUGCCCGGGGCGAGGGGCUGAAGCAUUAUGUCUGGGCGAACUGUGACUAUGCCUUGAGGAUUGCGGGUUGGAGAGAGGAGUUUCAUUGGGGCCAUAAUGACGCAAAGGGACGGGUUGGCGACUUCAUCCUUGCACAGGAUCAGAAGGGCAUGGCGUCGACGCUGUUCACUGUCGGCCCUUACAUGGACAUGCUGAUCGAUGGAAUGUUGAUGCCGGCAGAAGAGCUCGACGACGGCACCCUCGUGUGGGAAAAUCCGUCCGAGGACGGCAAAAUCCCCCUCAUGGCUCUCCACGACGUCGGCGUCUUCGUGAAAUGGAUCUUUGACCACCCAGAACGUUCCACGGGUAUCAAUCUCGAAAUGGCCACCGACCAAGUCUCUUUCUCGGACAUCACAUCGGCAUUUGCGCGCGUGACAGGCCGCAAGGGGAUACACCGCAGGGUUUCGUUCGAAGAAUACCUCCCUAAGAAGGAACCUUACCCAAAUGCCCCUGCCAACUGGGCAAAUACCGACGGAUCGCCGGCCACAAUGACUUGGCGGCAGAACUUUACGGCGUGGUGGAAGUUUUGGGGUGGCGGCCUCGGAGCGACCAGGGAUAUGAAGUUGUUGGACAAGAUUUAUCCCGGCAGGAUCAAGACAGUGGAAGAAUGGAUGCGAAAAGUUAAUUACCAAGGUGGGAAGAGGGGAGCUGUGUUGAAAAAUAUUGGGGAUCUCAUAGCGAGGCGGCAAGCUGCUGGCUAA
Cladophialophora psammophila CBS 110553 is the source of this 1044-nucleotide messenger RNA. RefSeq lists its product as uncharacterized. Lineage: Eukaryota; Fungi; Ascomycota; Eurotiomycetes; Chaetothyriales; Herpotrichiellaceae. The record is from RefSeq and is a predicted model, not a curated record. The transcript is spliced from 5 exons. The coding region runs from base 1 to 1044 and encodes 347 amino acids.